GCAGUGGUUGUAGCGGGACGGCUUGUGAUGAUGUACAAGCGUGUGUGGUGUUAACAUUCGUCAUUUGCCUUUUGCUCGGUUUUCUGCUUCGAACAUCAGGUGGUGCACUGGUAUGCACGAAGGCAGGGACGAUAUGGCAUACGCCAUUGUUGAUUUCAUUGAACGAGACGAGGUUGGAAUUGUUCCUUGUUCAUGGAUACACAACAAUAGCUGCAAGUGGCCAAACCAUCCGUCACACAUUGUCGACAAGAUGGUGAAAAAAGCUUCUCCUCCUGGAGACAUCUGUGACGACCUUGAAAUCCAAGUGAAAGGCUUAUUCACGAGCUGGAAUGAUGCACGAAAAAUGCUCCCUCGUGCGGAGUACCACUCCGACCUGAACGACGGCCCCUUUCCGUCAAAAAGAAUCCGACGUGCAAGAGUGAUCGACACUGACGAGGAAGAUGAUGAAGACCAGUUCCCGCGGGUACCAGACAACUUUGGUAGAGCUACACCACGUCCUGGCACACAAUGCUCCACCACCAAGUUACCACAGCGCAAUGGAGGCUCACAGCAUGCAGGGCGACAAGUUGCAAAGCAUCCUGCCGUUGAACCUUCACUACAUCGUACGAACGUAAACAUCUCUUAUGCAGGGGGAGAAUCUCCUCCUAGGUCGGGAUCCACAGAACCAUUGAUCUGCGAGUCGCAGCCAUUUGUACUGUCCAGUGGUGUACCAUCUGAAAGCAGCAGGCGUACCUGCGAACUUGAUGAAGGCCUCUAUAUGCAAACCCCAGCAGGUACAACAGCUGAAGGUGGUUCAAGCAAACACAUGACAAGGGGACAUCAGGCAUUGCCAUAUUACGAGUUCCAACAACAGGUCCUAAAGAGCCUAAACAUUUUGCGUCUUGGAAUGCAACAACAAAGCGAGCUUUUGUCCAGCCUCGUGCCUCUACAGACUUCCCUUACUUAGGUUCCAAAGUUGCUUGAAAGUCCACUGAACUCUGUAGAAGAACUGCAGUUAUUUGAGAAGGAACUUACACCGGAACGUCAAAAGCAGCUGAUACUGGAGCUCUCCCUCCUCGGGGGCAAUGCAGCAAAGCUUGCAGUGCGUCGCAUAAUGGCAUAUUGUGAGGAAGAAGAUGCUCACCGGCUGUACUCGUCCUUCUUCCACAACCUAACAUUUGGUGGAGGUGCGGUACUAUCCCUUCUACCUCUCGCACCGUUAGACGUCGCCAUCUUCGUCUAGACGCAUGUUCUUACAAACCACCUUGGGCAGCAGUACAGCUGGGAAGGGAAGAAGGGCAAGUUGUCAUUCAAGGACCUGUGCCUUCCAAGCAUAAUUUUGCGCACAAUCCACUCCCACAAAAAGCUGUCGCAAACUACAAGGUACGAGGUCGAGCAGGAAAUCAAACAGUGGCUACGACAUGCAAGGGAAAGAGCAGAACGAUCAAAGGGUCAAAGCAGUUAAAGCUGACUGCUCAAAGAAGGCCCGUCAUCUUUCUCCUAGUCAACCUCAUCCCCUGCUAAAGCUACAGCUCAUUCAACUGCCAUUCAUAUGAUUCCGGGUUCUGCACAGCACUUCAUUGGAUUGGUACAUACGACGCUUCUGCACGUUAAGCUCUGUGAUGCGAUGUUUUGUUGCACUCUAGUCAGCCAUGUGCACAGGUACUGCCACGUACUGCAGGUAGUUACAUGAUCUCUCUGCACUGCCUCGAGUCAAAACUAACCUGGGAAGUAUGGCAACAGUGCGGACAUCUUUGUUCUUAUCUCCCGUCAGUUUUUAGAGGGCAGGUAAUAAGUUUUCCGUGAGCAAUGAUAAUUGUUGCGUUAUUGUCGCUGCCCAUCACUUUUAGCUGGGUUCGAGUUAAAAGAAGGCUCUGGAGGCAAUCUCAUUUACAUGCACUAGCGUACACUGCUGCUUUAUAAUUUAACUUUGCCUCUAAGACUGCGUGCUUCCUUAAAAGCUGAAGGGUACCUCAGUAGCCUGAGAUUGAGGGGUUCGAGGCAAAUACAGGGUAUAUUUCCUGAACAGAUUUUUUCUGAACAUGUGACAGCUGCACAGGUACACACUGACUCUGUCACUUCUGUCCAAUUUAAGUAACUGUGAACUCGGCAGAUGGUGAUAUGGUUUGAAAUCAGGAUCCUUAAAAUCCUUAAAAAGCAUAGUUGAUUAAGUGUUCGGUAGAUUCAUACUGCCUAGUAGAAAGUUUCUGCCUGGUAUGAGUAGACUGUAAAAAUGGUGCCUGUGCAGCCAUCACACAUUUUUCAAUGAAAAAUCUGUUUGGAAGGAAAAGUAAGUGCAAUUUUGUUCAGGGUGCUUGCCAACCCGACAUCAUAUUCGACCUUGAUAUUUCUUUGUUUGCAUUUGAAAUAUGUAGUUGAUGUCUACAUGCUGUACCUGAUAGUCAUUCCACAAGUAUUGUAUCCGAGGUUCGUUAGUUGUGAAAUGUUUGUUUCACUUCUUCUCAAAUGGCAUGUGAAUUAUAAUUGUCACCGUAUAAAUAGACAGACAAGCGAUAACCGUUCACUUGCUGCUAAUAUUCAGUGUCACCUUAACCAGCUUUGUUUAAUGAACGGACAUAUAUCCACUCUUUGUUGUCACAUCUAUCCAUCAAAUGUAUGUUACAAUGUUUGAAGGUUCUCUGUUUUGUGCCGCAUACAUAUAUAUUUUUAUCUCAAUAUUUCUCGAACCUGAUGCAGAGUACACAACAUUUUUACUCACUUCUGUUUUCCUAAGGUGCAAACGAGCACUGUACAUGUAUGUUUUGCCAUUUUCAGUGUAGCAGACAUGCAGCACUGUUUGCAAUUUGUUUACUUGGAUUCACACAAAUGUACGCCGGAAAUUUGGCGUUCCCAUAAAGGGCACACAGAAGCUGUGUGAAACGUUCUCUAUAUUAUACUGGAGUGCCUCAGUGUGUGCCAUUACAGCAGCGUUUGGAGACCAAUGUUCUUCUGAUUAUUUUGCCAGCACAUGCACAUCAUCUGUUGCAUAACUUGUAGCAUUUUUACGUGUAGUGAAUGCCAUUAUCUGAACUGCGAGGCACCUAUUUUAUGUGUAACCUGACAUUUUAUUUUUACUGAGCGUACUUAGUGUACUUAUUUUU
Ornithodoros turicata is the source of this 3080-nucleotide messenger RNA. RefSeq lists its product as uncharacterized. The transcript has 14 exons. NCBI's taxonomy places the organism in Eukaryota, Metazoa, Arthropoda, Arachnida, Ixodida, Argasidae. The coding region runs from base 113 to 946 and encodes 277 amino acids. The record is from RefSeq and is a predicted model, not a curated record.